AUGGCACCCGGCAUCACCUCCUGGGCAAGCAAAGACGGCGACUUCAAGCGCCAGGAAUCUCAGUUCAGAGACGCUGUCGAGCCCAAUGCAGAUGCCAAGUUCCCAGCAGAAAAGGGAAGGUACCAUCUCUACGUCUCACUUGCCUGUCCCUGGGCAACAAGAGCACUGAUCGUGCGAAAGCUGAAAGGAUUGGAGGAUUUCUUCGAUGUGAGCGUCGUUCAUCCUUUCAUGGGUGAAAAAGGUUGGUCGUUCGGUGCGGACAAGUACGAAGGGCAAGGAUCGGGAGGAGAGGAGAUUGCCAACGUGACGGGCGAUAAGGUCUAUGGGUUCGAGUACAUCCGAGAACUCUACUUCAAAGCCGAUCCAAAGUAUUCUGCUCGGUUCACCGUGCCUGUGUUUUGGGAUAAGAAGCAAGAGACGCUCGUUAGCAAUGAGAGCUCAGAGAUUAUACGCUUCAUGAACACGGCUUUCAAUGACAAGAUUGAGGGAAAGCAUGCCAAGCUCGAUCUGUACCCUCAGGCACUGAGGAAAGAGAUCGACGAGCUCAACGAUCCCAUCUAUAACAAGGUCAACAACGGAGUUUACAAAAGCGGGUUUGCAACGACACAAAAGGCAUACAGCGAAGCAGUCCAUCCGCUCUUUGAGCAACUCGACAAGAUCGAAAAGAUACUCGACGGUCACGACUUCCUCGUGGGCGAUCAGCUCACAGAAGCAGACGUACGAUUGUGGGUCACCCUCAUCCGUUUCGAUCCCGUCUAUGUCGGUCACUUCAAGUGCAAUAUCCGCACUAUCCGAGCAGGCUACCCAAAUAUCAAUCGCUACAUGAAGAACCUGUACCACAACUAUCCCGCCUUCAGGGACUCGACAGAUUUCACACAUAUCAAAGUGCACUACUACACUUCACAUCCUCAAGUCAAUCCGACGAGAAUCGUGCCAGAGGGUCCCAUUCCACACAUCGAGCCAAUGUAAUGUCAAAACGAUG
Molecule: messenger RNA, 982 nt
Organism: Mixia osmundae IAM 14324
Lineage: Eukaryota; Fungi; Basidiomycota; Mixiomycetes; Mixiales; Mixiaceae
Exons: 3
Coding region: 1-969 (322 amino acids)
Cellular component (GO): cytoplasm
Molecular function (GO): glutathione transferase activity
Source: RefSeq, a predicted model, not a curated record